Messenger RNA from Lactuca sativa (garden lettuce), 746 nucleotides. RefSeq names its product glutaredoxin-C1. NCBI's taxonomy places the organism in Eukaryota, Viridiplantae, Streptophyta, Magnoliopsida, Asterales, Asteraceae. The record is from RefSeq and is a predicted model, not a curated record.
CAAUCCCUAUAUAACCACCACCACAUUCGCCGUUCACCACCAUCUCCACCUUCAUCGUAUUCAUAUCAAACUCUCCACCUUUUCGCCAUUAAUACCGAUCGACUAUCACAUCAUCGUCAUUAUUCACUCAUCACGACUUCAACUCAUUAAAGAAACACAAUGCAAUAUCAAGCAGCAGCUGCAGCGGAGUCAUGGAGGAGUACCCCCACCACCGGUUAUUACUGCAACUACAUGGCUGUAAGGCACCACCCCACGGUGGCAUUUGAUCCAUUAGAGAGGGUGGCAAAGCUGGCGUCACAAAGUGCGGUGGUAAUAUUCAGUCUGAGCACCUGCUGUAUGUGCUACGCUGUGAAGAGCCUCUUCUCCGGGAUGGGUGUGAACCCGACUGUCUACGAGCUCGAUGAGGAUCCCAUCAGAGGGAGAGAGAUAGAGAAGGCUCUGGUGAGACUUCUGGGAAACUCCACGGCGGUUCCGGUGGUGUUUAUCGGCGGGAAACUAGUGGGGACGAUGGAUAGAGUGAUGGCUGCGCAUAUCAAUGGGACACUGGUGCCACUUCUGAAGAAAGCAGGAGCCCUUUGGCUAUGAAUAAUUAGUUUACUCGUUUCUUUAUUAUGUAAUGCAAAAUUAGUUAAGUAGAUUUUAGAAAACUUAAUUGAAAAUUUGAUUAGCCAUGUCUUACAUUCAACAGCACUUUCAAGAGCCUGUUAGAGAAUCCAAUCUUAAAGAUGGUUUUAUUAUUGUUUUCA